Messenger RNA from Wallemia ichthyophaga EXF-994, 1896 nucleotides. Its product is annotated as RING finger protein ETP1-like protein. Bases 1 to 1896 code for a protein of 631 amino acids. Gene Ontology annotation, cellular component: cytoplasm. Gene Ontology annotation, biological process: protein ubiquitination; Ras protein signal transduction. NCBI's taxonomy places the organism in Eukaryota, Fungi, Basidiomycota, Wallemiomycetes, Wallemiales, Wallemiaceae. The record is from RefSeq and is a predicted model, not a curated record. The transcript has 2 exons. Gene Ontology annotation, molecular function: ubiquitin protein ligase activity; zinc ion binding.
AUGGCUUUCAGGAUUGUGAUCACAGCCAAUAACACACACGAUAAGAAAGAUAUUUUCCAAGAUUUAUCUAUAAGCAGCAAUAAACGCAGUAAACAAGGUACACAAGGCUCACAGUGUAAAGAUAGCAGAUUCGGCGAUAUAACAAUUAGUUACAUUGAUCCACUGUUAUCAGAUCCGUUCGAAGAACUAAAGAACUGUGUUAAUAGCGCUAUAUUAAGAGAAAUUCCUUCACCAGGCACUUACAUGGAAUUCAACAACUGCGACCAAGGUACAGUUACAACACCUUCACCACCAAUCGCAAAAUAUUAUCCAGCAGCAUUCGAAGGAAAUGUUGAAGUAAGCGGUAUUAUUCACCUUUAUAAAGAUUCGUUAUCACUUGAAGAGAGCGAUAAUGACGCUAUGAAUGAGCUCAAUUUCAUUCAAACGUCUUCAAGUGCCGCUCUUUCCUCAGCUGAGAGGAACUCUGUCGUUGGAAUCUUAGCUGUACCUUCCUCAAUGUCCCCUUCAGACUUGCUCGAAUUCAUCAGACCCGCCCUCGACGCUAUUUCACACAUACGUAUUCUCAGGGAUGCUGCUCCGAAUCGCUUCAUUACUGUUAUUAAGUUUAAGGAUUUUAGAGACGCUAUCGAGUUCAAAGAUAUGUAUGAUGGUACUCCUUUCUCCAGCCUUAACGAGGAAAUAUGCCGUGUCGUUAGAAUAUCUUCAGUUGAAAUACAGCCAGAUUCCAGCAACAUGAAGCCUUCUUCAUUCGAACUGAGUGCAUCUGAUGGCUGGAUUAGUGGUGCAAAUCAGUCUAUCGAGCUACCAACCUGUCCUGUUUGUCUCGAUAGAAUGGAUGGCUCAGCGACAGGUCUGAUGACUAUACCCUGCAACCACAGCUUUCACUGUACCUGCCUUUCAGCAUGGCCUAACUCUAGAUGUCCAGUAUGUAGGUAUUCUCUGCCAAAGUUUCAGCCAGAGUCAUCUUCUCAACCAACGCAAUCGCAAUCUAGUCAAACACAAUGUACAAGCUGUGGAACUUACGAUGAUCUUUGGAUAUGCCUUAUUUGUGGUCAUGUUGGUUGUGGUAGAUAUGGCCCUGGUCACGCAUAUCGUCAUUAUGAGGAGACUACGCAUCUCUUUUCACUCGAUCUAGCUACACAGCGUGUUUGGGAUUAUGCAGGUGAUGGUUACGUUCAUCGCCUUAUUCAAAAAUCGGAUGGAAAGGUCGUUGAGCUUCCUUCUGCUACGUCUUCGUACUCUCAACUCGCUUCUAAGAGCAAGCAAAGAGAUAAUAAUCCUGAACAAGACGAAGAAGGGAUAGAGAAGAAGGGUAGUGGAGCUGAAGAUGAGAUGGUCGCUUUGGAAUUCUCUGCUUUAUUGGCAUCUCAGCUGGAAACUCAAAGGUAUUAUUUUGAAAACAAGCAGGCAUAUCUCAAUGCACGUGUGGAAAGCCUUGAGAUGGCCAUAGAAUCACAAAGGAACAUGGUUGAUCCCGAAGAAGGACUUAUCAAAGAAAACAAUAGACUGGAGAAGAAGGUCAGCAAGUCUGCUGAAAUAUUACAUUUCGUACGUAAGCAAGCAGAUGAAGAAAAAUCAUUUUCAAGGGGCUUACUUGCGCGGAUUGACAAGCUAAUCCAACAGAAUGAAAGUCAGAACGAGAUAAUAGCUGGAUUAUCAGCUGAAAACACAGAAUUGAAGGAGAAUGUUAGGGAUCUAAUGUUUUUCGUGGAGGCAAGGGAGAAAGUACCGACACUAGCAGAGGGAGAAAUGGCUGGUGGAAGCGUAGGCGUUGCACCGCCACCACCCUCGUACAGCAAGCAAAAAAAAAAGAAGAAGAAGAAGGAAAAGAAACCACCGCAAGGAGCAUCAGCAUCAGAAUCAACGACAAAGCCAGCAUUAACGCCACCAAAUUAA